This is a messenger RNA of Schistocerca piceifrons (Central American locust), 5643 nucleotides long. RefSeq names its product mucin-17-like. Lineage: Eukaryota; Metazoa; Arthropoda; Insecta; Orthoptera; Acrididae. The record is from RefSeq and is a predicted model, not a curated record. The transcript is spliced from 4 exons. The coding region runs from base 1 to 5643 and encodes 1880 amino acids.
AUGCUGUCUUCGCAAGCUGUGCUGUCCUCUUGGCUGUCCUCUCAAGUAGAGCUGUCCUCUCAAGUUGCGCUGUCCUCUCUAGCUGAGCUGUCCUCUCAAGGUGAGGUGCCCUCUCAAGUUGAGCUGUCCUCGCAAGCUGUGCUGUCCUCGCAAACUUGGCUGUCCUCGCAAGCUGUGCUGUCCUCGCAAGCUGUACUGUCCUCGAAAGCUGUGCGGUCCUCGCAAGCUGUGCUCUCCUCGCAAGCCGUGCUGUCCUCACAAGCCGUACUGUCCUCGCAAGCUGUGCUGUCCUCGCAAGCCGUGCUGUCCUCACAAGCCGUGCUGUCCUCGCAAGCUGUGCUGUCCUUGCAGGCUGUGCUGUCCUCGCAAGUUGAGCUGUCCUUGCAAGUUGAACUGUCCUCUCAAGUUGAGCUGUCCUCUCAAAUUGAGCUGUCCUCUCUAGUUGAUCUGUCCUCUCAAAUUGAGCUGUCCUCGCAAGCUGUUCUGUCCUCACAAGCUGUGCUGUCCUCGCAAGCUGUGCUGUCCUCGCAAGCUGUGCUGUCUUCGCAAGCUGUGCUGUCCUUGCAAGCCGUGCUGUCCUCGCAAGCCAUGCUGUCCUCGCAAGCUUUGCUGUCCUCUCAAGUUGAGCAGUCGUCUCAAGUUGUGCUCUCCUCUCAAGUUGAACUGUCAUCUCAAGUUGAGCUGUCCUCUCAAGUUGAGCUGUCCUCGCAAGCUGUGCUGUCCUCGCAAGCUGUGCUGUCCUCGCAAGCUGUGCUGUCCUCGCAAGCUGUGCUGUCCUCGCAAGCUGUGCUGUCCCCGCAAGCUGUGCUGUCCCCGCAAGCUGUGCUGUCCCCGCAAGCUGUGCUGUCCGCGCAAGCUGUGCUGUCUCCACAAGUUGUGCUGUCCCCGCAAGCUCUGCUGUCCCCGCGAGCUGUGCCGUCCUCGCAAGCUGUGCUGUCCUCGCAAACCGUGCUGUUUCUGCAAGCCGUGCUGUCCUCGCAGGCCAUGUUGUCCUCGCAAACUUGGCUGUCCUCGCAAGCCGUGCUGUCCUCGCAAGCCGUGCUGUCCUCGCAAGCCUUGCUGUCCUCGCAAGCUGUGCUGUCCUCGCUAGCUGUGCUGUCCUCGCAAGCUAUGCUGUCCUCGCAAGCUGUGCUGUCCUCGCAAGCUGUGCUGUCCUCGCAAGCUGUGCUGUCCUCGCAAGCUGUCCUUUCCUCUGAAGCUGUGCUGUCCUCGCAACCCGUGCUGUCCUCGCAACCUGUGCUGUCCUCGCAAGCCGUGCUGUCCUCGCAAGCCAUGUUGUCCUCGCAAGCUGUGCUGUCCUCGCAAGCUGUGCUGUCCUCGGAAGCUGUGCUGUCCUCGCAAGCCGUGCUGUCCCCGCAGGCCGUGCUGUCCCCGCAAGCCGUGCUGUCCUCGCAAGCCAUUCUGUCCUUGCAAGGCGUGCUGUCCUCGCAAGCUUUGCUGUCCUCGCAAGCUGUGCUGUCCACCCAAGUUGUGCUGUCAUCUCAAGUUGUGCUGUCAUCUCGAGUUGUGCUGUCCUCUAAACUUGAGCUGUCCUCUCAAGUUGAACUGUCCUCUCAAGUUGAGCUGUCCUCUCAAGUUGAGCUGUUCUGUCAAGUUGAGCUGUCCUCUCAAGUUGAGCUGUCCUCUCAAGUUGAGCUGUCCUCUAAAGUUGAGCUGUCCUCCCAAGUUGAAAUCUCCUCUCAUGUUGAGCUCUCCUCUCAAGUUGAGCUCUCCUCUCAAGUUGAGGUGUACUCUCAAGUUGAGCUGUCCUCUCAAGUUGAGCUGUCCUCUCAAGUUGAGCUGUCCUCGCAAGCUGUGCUGUCCUCGCAAGCUGUGCUGUCCUCGCAAGUUGUGCUGUCCUCGCAAGCUGUGCUGUCCUCGCAAGCUGUGCUGUCCUCGCAAGCUGUGCUGUCCUCGCAAGCUGUGCUGUCCUUGCAAGCCGUGCUGUCCUCGCAGACCGUGCUGUCCUCGCAAGCCUUGCUGUCCUCGCAAGCUGUGCUGUGCUCGCUAGCUGUGCUGUCCUCGCAAGCUGUGCUGUCCCCGCAAGCUGUGCUGUCCUCGCAAGUUGUGCUGUCCUCGCAAGCUGUGCUGUCCUCGCAAGCUGUGCUGUCCUCGCAAGCUGUGCUGUCCUCGCAAGCUGUGCUGUUUCUGCAAGCCGUGCUGUCCUUGCAGGCCAUGUUGUCCUCGCAAGAAUUGCUGUCCUCGCAAGCUGUGCUUUCCUCGCUAGCUGUGCUGUCCUCGCAAGCUGUGCUGUCCUCGCAAGCUGUGCUGUCCUCGCAAGCUGUGUUGUCCUCGCAAGCGGUUCUGUCCUCGCAAGCCGUGCUGUCCUCGCAAGCCGUGCUGUCCUCGCAUGCUGUGCUGUCCUCGCAAGCUGUGCUGUCCUCGCAAGCUGUGCUGUCCUCGCAAGCUGUGCUGUCCUCGCAAGCUAUGCUGUCCUCGAAAGCUGUGCUGUCCUCGCAAGCUGUGCUGUCCUCGCAAGCUGUGCUGUCCUCGCAAGCCGUGCUGUCCUCGCAAGCUGUGCUGACCUCGGAAGCUGUGCUGUCCUCGCAACCUGUGCUGUCCUCGCCAGCUGUGCUGUCCUCGCAAGCCGUUCUGUCCUCGCAAGCCGUGCUGUCCUCGCAAGCUGUGCUGUCCUCGCAAACUUUGCUGUCCACUCAAGUUGAACUGUCCUCUCAAGUUGAGCUGUCCUAUCAAGUUGAGCUGUCCUCUCAAGUAGGGCUGUCCUAUCAAGUUGCGCUGUCCUCUCUAGCUGAGCUGUCCUCUCAAGUUCAGCUGUUCUCUCAAGUUGAACUGUCCUCUCAAGUUGAGCUGUCCUCUCAAGUUGAGCUGUCCUCGCAAGCUGUUCUGUCCUCGCAAGCUGUGCUGUCCUCGCAAGCUGUGCGGUCCUCGCAAGCUGUGCUGUCCUCGCAAGCCGUGCUGUCCUUGCAAGCCGUGCUGUCCUCGCAAGCCGUGCUAGCCUCGUUGGCUUUGCUGUCCUCGAAAGUUGAGCACUCCUCUCAAGUUGGGCUCUCCUCUCAAGUUGAACUGUCCUCGCAACUUGAGCUGUCCUCUCAAGUUGAGCUGUCCUCACAAGCUGUGCUGUCCUCGCAAGCCGUGCUGUCCUCGCAUGCCGUGCUUUCCUUGCAAGCCUUGCUGUCCUCGCAAGCUGUGCUGUCCUCGCUAGCUGUGCUGUCCUGCCAAGCUGUGCUGUCCUCGCAAGCUGUGCUGUCCACGCUAGCUGUGCUGUCCUCGCAAGCUGUGCUGUCCUCGGAAGCUGUGUUGUCCUCAGAAGCUGUGCUGUCCUCAGAAGCUGUCCUUUCCUCGGAAGCUGUGCUGUCCUCGCAACCCGUGCUGUCCUCGAAACCUGUGCUGUCUUCACAAGCCGUGCUGUCCUCGCAAGCCGUGUUGUCCUCGCAAGCUGUGCUGUCCUCGCAAGCUGUGCUGUCCUCGGAAGCUGUGCUGUCCUCGCAAGCCGUGCUGUCCCCGCAAGCCGUGAUGUCCCCGCAAGCCGUGCUGUCCUCGCAAGCCGUUCUGUCCUUGCAAGACAUGCUGUCCUCGCAAGCUUUGCUGUCCUCGCAAGCUGUGCUGUCCACCCAAGUUGUGCUGUCAUCUCAAGUUGUGCUGUCAUCUCGAGUUGUGCUGUCCUCUAAAGUUGAGCUGUCCUCUCAAGUUGAACUGUCCUCUCAAGUUGAGCUGUCCUCUCAAGUUGAGCUGUUCUGUCAAGUUGAGCUGUCCUCUCAAGUUGAGCUCUCCUCUCAAGUUGAGCUGUCCUCUCAAGUUGAGCUGUCCUCUCAAGUUGAGCUCUCCUCUCAUGUUGAGCUCUCCUCUCAAGUUGAGCUCUCCUCUCAAGUUGAGAUGUACUCUCAAGUUGAUCUGUCCUCUCAAGUUGAGCUGUCCUCUCAAGUUGAGCUGUCCUCGCAAGCUGUGCUGUCCUCGCAAGCUGUGCUGUCGUCGCAAGUUGUGCUGUCCUCGCAAGCUGUACUGUCCUCGCAAGCUGUGCUGUCCCCGCAAGCUGUGCUGUCCUUGCAAGCUGUGCUGUCAUCGCAAGCCGUGCUGUCCUCGCAGGCCAUGCUGUCCUCGCAAGCCUUGCUGUCCUCGCAAGCUGUGCUGUCCUCGCUAGCUGUGCUGUCCUCGCAAGCUGUGCUGUCCUCGCAAGCUGUGCUGUCCUCCUGUGCUGUCUCACAAGCUGUGCUGUCCUCGCAAGCUGUGCUGUCCCUGCAAGCCGUGCUGUCCUCGCAAGCCAUGCUGUCCUCGCAGGCCGUGCUGUCCUCGCAAGCCUUGCUGUCCUCGCAAGCUGUGCUGUCCUCGCUAGCUGUGCUGUUCUCGCAAGCUGUGCUGUCCUCGCAAGCUGUGCUGUCCUCGCAAGCUGUGCUGUCCUCGCAAGCUGUGCAGUCCUCGCAAGCUGUGCUGUCCUCACAAGCUGUGCUGUCCUCGCAAGCUGUGCUGUCCUCGCAAGCUGUGCUGUCCUCGCAAGCUGUGCAGUCCUUGCAAGCUGUGCUGUCUUCGCUAGCUGUGCUGUCCUCGCAAGCUGUGCUGUCCUCGCAAGCUGUGCUGUCCUCGGAAGCUGUGUUGUCCUCAGAAGCUGCGCUGCCCUCGGAAGCUGUCCUGUCCUCGGAAGCUGUGCUGUCCUCGCAACCCGUGGUGUCCUCACAACCUGUGCUGUCUUCGCAAGCCAUGCUGUCCUCGCAACCGGUGCUGUCCUCGCAAGGCGUGCUGUCCUCGCAAGCCGUGCUGUCCUGGCAAGCCGUGCUGUCCUCGCAAGCCAUGCUGUCUUCGCAAGCCGUGCUGUCCUCGCAAGCUGUGCUGUUCUUGCAAGCCCUGUCCUCUCAAGUUGAGCUGUCCUCUCUAGUUGAUCUGUCCUCUCUAGUUGAACUGUCCUCUUUAGUUGAGCUGUCCUCUCUAGUUGAGCUGUCCUCUCUAGUUGAGCUGUCCUCUCUAGUUGAGCUGACCUCUCAAGUUGAGCUUUCCUCUCAAAUUGAGCUCUCCUCUCAAGUUGAGCUCUCCUCUCAAGUUGAGGUCUCCUCUCAAGUUGAGCGGUCAUCUCAAGGUGAGCUGUCCUCUCAAGUUGAGCCGUCCUCGCAAGCUGUGCUGUCCUCACAAGCUGUGCUGUCCUCGCAAGCUGUGCUGUCCUCGCAAGCUGUGCUGUCCUCGCAAGCUGUGCUGUCCUCGCAAGCUGUGUUGUCCUCGCAAGCUGUGCUCUCCUCGCAAGCUGUGCUGUCCUCGCAAGCCGUGCUGUCCUCGCAAGCUGUGCAGUCCUCAGAAGCUGUGCUGUCUUCGCAACCUGUGCUGUCCUCGCCAGCCGUGCUGUCCUCGCAAGCCGUGCUGUCCUCGCAAGCCGUGCUGUCCUCGCAAGCCGUGCAGUCCUCGCAAGCUUUGCUGUCCACUCGAGUUGAGCAGCCCUCUCGAGUUCAGCUGUCCUCUCAAGUUGAGCUGUGCUCUCAAGUAGAGCUGUCCUCUCAAGUUGCGCUGUCCUCUCUAGCUGAGCUGUCCUCUCAACUUCAGCUGUUCUCUCAAGUUGAACUGUCCUCUCAAGUUGAGCUGUCCUCUCAAGUUGAGCUGUCCUCGCAAGCUGUUCUGUCCUCGCAAGCUGUGCUGUCCUCGCAAGCUGUGCGGUCCCGUAAGCUGUGCUGUCCUCGCAAGCCGUGCUGUUCUUGCAAGCCGUGCUGUCCUCGCAAGCCAUGCUAG